AUGGUGAACCUGUACCUCUUCUGUCGAGCGGAACUAGACAAAUUGGCCAAAGAAACACAAGCUCUUUGGAUCGCGUGUGAAGCGCUCGCUUGUAGUUUAUCAUCUGCACGACCAACCACUACGCAUGGUGUGACCUAUUCGGAAGUCAAUGUGACUGGCCCGCUGAAAGAGUUCGUCGAAGCGGUGAAGGAAGCCGCUUCCACUGGCAACCAUCCGUUUGCUUUGGCGAUUCUGGAGAAAAUUCCUCCCGAAGUUGUCACUGACGGAGUAUGGAUGGAACGUGGACUGAAAGAACGAUUUGAAAAAGUGAGUGGCAUGAUCUGGAACUCCUGA
This is a messenger RNA of Echinostoma caproni, 333 nucleotides long. Lineage: Eukaryota; Metazoa; Platyhelminthes; Trematoda; Plagiorchiida; Echinostomatidae. The record is from the annotation of a GenBank genome assembly.